Molecule: messenger RNA, 832 nt
Organism: Leptopilina heterotoma
Lineage: Eukaryota; Metazoa; Arthropoda; Insecta; Hymenoptera; Figitidae
Product: ribonuclease H1-like
Exons: 5
Coding region: 140-781 (213 amino acids)
Biological process (GO): DNA replication, removal of RNA primer
Molecular function (GO): nucleic acid binding; magnesium ion binding; RNA-DNA hybrid ribonuclease activity
Source: RefSeq, a predicted model, not a curated record
AUUCCCGCUAAACGGAAAGUUACCAAGAAAAAUUGUCCUGAAGUAACUAUAUACAGGAAUUAUUAUUUUAUUUUUCCUCGAAAUAUUUGUUUUUAAAAACGUUUUUUAAAUAGUUAUUAAUUAGAAAAUAAUUUUCAUCAUGAUUUCCAGAAUACAAAAUCGGAUUUUUCAACAAUUGAAUAAUUCUUGUCAGAAAUAUUUUUCGAGUGUUGUUAAUUUUGAGAAUUGUUCGUCAAAUUUAAAAAAUGAGAGACUUAAAGAAAAUGAUAUACCUCAAUUCAACAAGACUGAAGUAGAAAAGAAACAAAAUUUCAUAAUUGACGAGGAUGGAUUUGUCACUGUUUAUACUGACGGUUCAUGUACAUUUAAUGGUCACGAAGAAAAGGCGAGAGCUGGAAUUGGUGUCUGGUUUGGCGACAAUCAUCCACUUAAUAUUUCGGCGCCAAUUGUGGGUCGAUCGACAUGCAAUGUUGCGGAAAUUGUCGCGGCGACAAAAGCAGUGAAAGCGGCAAAAGAAGCCGGUAUAAAAAAAUUAAAACUCCACUCAGACUCAAAUUAUGUUGUACAAUCGGUGACCGCCUGGAUGCCAAAAUGGAAGACAAACGGAUGGAAGAGUGCGACAAAAAAACCAGUUAUUAAUAAAGAUGAAUUAAUGAAAUUAGACGAAAUGUUAUCAUCGAUAGAAGUCUCUUGGGUUCACGUGCCGAGUCACUCCGGAAUUCAUGGCAAUGAAAUGGCAAAUAUAUUGGCAAAACGGGGAAUCGACAUGUCCGUGGAAUGAAUUUUUUUUAUUAUUAUUAUUGUUAUAAAAAUAUAAUUUUUUUUAUUAAAA